AUGAAUAGUAAUAAAAUAGACAAAGAAAAUAUAUUUAAAAUCUUAACAUAACUCAAAAGAGAAAGUAAGAAAUUUAAAUAUGAACAAGACUCAAUAAAAAAUAAAUCAAAAUCUACUUCUUCAUUUUCACUAUAUAAUAUUAAUGAUUAAUAAUUUUGGGAUGACCAAUAAGAAAUGAAUUAUACAGAAUAAACUCAAUUAAAUUCUUAGUAAAGCUUUCUAUAAGUUGAUUCAAAAAUAACCAAUAUUGAAGAACAUAAUUAUCCUUUAAUGUUAAAAUAUGCUUAUUAUUAUCUUAAAUGGGUAUAUAUGAUAUAAUGUGGAAUUAAAUCUGAAGAAUAAAUAGAUGAACUCAUAGAAUCAAAUGAUAUAUCAUAAUAUUAUCUUACAAGAGAAAUUUAGAAGAAAGCACAAUGUAAACAUUUAGCUUUCAAUAAAAAUGAUACUCUUAUAGCAAUUACAUAAAAUAAUGAAAUUGAAAUUUUAAAAUUUAAUAGUGAAAUUACAGAUAAAAUUGCAUAACUAAAAGGUCAUGUGAAUGAUGUAAAUUGUUUAUUAUUCUCUAAAAAUCAAAUUCUUUAGUUUCAGCAGGAGAAUAGAUUUUUAUGUGGGUAGAAUCAUCUUAUGAUAAAUGGGAAACCAGAUUUAAUAUUUAUGCAAAUAGCCCUAUAAAUUGUAUGACAUUUAAUAAAGCUGAAAAUUUAUUAAUUACUGGUAAUUAAUAAGGUUUCAUACAAGCAUAUAAACUAGAUUUUAUUAGAGGCUAGAUCUUUUUGAUAAAUGAAAUUAAGAAAAGUCAAAAUUUUGUCUAUUAAGUUAGUUUUAAUAAAUCUGAAAAUAGAUUAGUAGCUUGUACUAAGGAUGAAUUAAUUUUGAUUUUGAAUAUAGGUUAUGAUGGAGGAUUGACUAUGUUUAAAUUAAUAAAGAGAAAUAAAUUUGCUUGUCGUAUUAUCUUUUUAGAUGAUGAAAGAAUACUUUUGGCCUAAAGGUAAGCUUUGAUUGAAUUAUAAUUAUAAAAUGAUACAAUAUAAGAAACAAUAAUUCAGGAAACUGACUCAGAUAAAGAUUGGUAUUAAUUUCCAAUUUAAUAUAAUUAAGCUUAAGAUGUGAUAGUAAUAAAACAGAAUAAAUAUAUUUAUAUAAUAAAAGAAUUAAAUAAAGGAAAUUAUUUAUUGUAACAAAAAUUAGAUUUCGAUUCUAUUGAAUUAUUUGGAACUAUAUCAAAUUGUGGAAUUUAUUUAAUCACUUGGAAUAAUUAGAAAUUAUAAACAUACAUGUUACUUAAGUGA
This is a messenger RNA of Paramecium pentaurelia, 1289 nucleotides long. NCBI's taxonomy places the organism in Eukaryota, Ciliophora, Oligohymenophorea, Peniculida, Parameciidae. The record is from the annotation of a GenBank genome assembly.